AUGUCGUUUACUUGGUUUGAUACCUGGACAAAAUUAUGCUUUUCGUGUUCGAGCUAUAAUUGUGCUGGUAAAGGUUUAUGGACAGAAUGGAUAUCUUUAUCAACUCCACCAAGUCUACCAGGUGUACCAACAUGUCCACCUAGAUUAUUGCCUAAAUCAUCACGUACAGUACAUAUCUCAUGGGAUCCAGUUACUUGUAUCAAUGGUGCUAAAAUAUAUGAAUAUCGACUUGAAUAUCGUCAGUAUUAUACAUCAUUCAAUUCAACUGAUUAUUAUAAUGUUGGACAUGCAUCGAAUAUUCCAUCUGAGAAGACAGUAAUAUGUAAUUCCUUUUGUACUUCUCUUGACUCUUCAUCAGGGAUUGAUUCUACAGAACAGGCAGAUAGUGAUUCUUUUUCCAGUUGCUAUGCAUUCAAUAAAGAAAACAUCAGAUGCAAAGUCAUUUACGCUGGUCCAAAGUUAUCAUUUGAACUAACAGACCUUCAACCGGCUACACUAUUUGCAUUUCGUUUCUGUGCUGUGAAUACAGCUGGUGCUGGUCCAUGGAGUCCUAUAGCUAAGUGCUGGACACCAUCUGCUCCACCUGAUCAACCACACGGUUUAUGUAUUCAUGACUUAAACUCCGAUUCUGCUUUGAUUUUAUGGGUCGCACCUCAGUGUAAUGGGAGUCCUAUUACAAGUUAUACAAUUGAAAUUACCCAAUUUGGUCAUAUUAAAAGUAACAAUAAAUCUGCAUCUGGAAAUCGUAUAAUGCCACUGUAUCCAGAUGUGAAUUACAUUCAAAUACCUGCACCUUGUCUGUCCAAUUACAAUAACAAUCAAAUAAUGAAUUCAAUUGCCAAACAGCAACAUCCAUUCUUAUCAGUGAUGGAUACUUCUACAACUACUGUUGGUGCUAAUACUACUGCUACUACUACUCAUAAUAAUAGUAAUAAUAAUAAUACCCAAUCACAGAAAAAAAUGAUUCAGCAUUAUUUGAGUAAAUUGAAGCCGUCUACAACUUACAUAUUACGUAUUCAAGCAGUGAAUAAAUUUGGUCCAAGUGAAUACUCAGCAAAUAUUGAAUUCACUACACUUGCUCCAUUGCCUAGACCACCGGUAUUUAGUCAAUAUACAAAUUUAUCAUCGAAUACUGUAAAGUUAGAAUGGAAUUUAUCAGUUAAUCCUAUUGACAGUGAUGGUGAUACAGAUUGUAUUGAUAAGAUUAAAGGUGAAGAUAAAGAAGAUGAAGGGAACAAUGAAAAACUACACGUGAAUGAUACAACCUCAUCCUCUCCUCAUCACCAUGGCCAACAGCAAACAAAAAUGAGAAAACAAAAGAUGGAUAUAAAAUCAGAAGAGAGCCAAAUCACCUUCACAUUACAAAUAAGCCGAGAACCUGAUUUAGAAUGGACAACAAUAUAUGAAGGACAAGCGAAUGUGCAUAAAGUGAACCGUUUAUGCGAAUUCACAGUUUAUCACUUUCGUGUUUGUGCUACUAAUACCACUGGUUCUGGGUCUUAUAGUACAAUUCAAACAAUACGUACUCAAAAAUCAUCACCUCCGGCAGUACGAGGAUUGAAAAUUCUUGAAUUAAGUCCAGAUCGUUGUCAAUUAGAAUGGACUCCAGUGAAUCAACUCGGCAUGGAUCCAAUUGUCUAUUUGUUACAUUUACUUCCAGUUUCAUGUAAUCCUCAACAAUCAUCAAACUUGAAUCAGGUGUAUAGGGGAAAUCAGUCAGCUUGUCGUAUAACUGGUCUUAACCCUGGCUCUGAAUAUGUCUGUCGAGUUUGCGCCGUUCGUCUCUGUCAGCCUAACAAAUUACCUGUUGUUAUUAACGGUUCACCUGAUAACGAACAAUCCAAGGUGAAUUCGUCAACAGAUUCUUCUCAGUAUCAAAUCACUGAAUUGCCUGGACCUUUUUCUCCAGGUCUAGUGUUUACAACACCUCGUCCCCAUAAAGACAGUCGUUGUGAUUCGACAUUACCAAACUAUCAUUUGUUUCAACAACAUUCUUCGUGUAAACAAUCAAGUUUACUAAGGAUUUUAUCUUUACCAUUCCGAACUAUUCGACGUAUGUAUUCCUGCGGUGGAUCAUCGAACACCUCCGCCUACAGUACACAUGAUUCAUCUAGCUCAAUAACUCCAACUAAACAUGAUAUGAUUCAUUCAAAUCAAGUGAUUGCUACAGGUACUUCAACAAGUAGUUCAUUGGUGAAUAAUGCAUCUGAUAAACGUCGUACCGUCCUAGUCAGUGCAACAUCAUCUUCGUCAUCAUCAGUACUGAUGGCAACUAUUCCACGUAAUCAAUCGAAACAAUCAUCAUCGAGAAGAUCACAUUCAUCAUGGUUUCGUUUCACUGAUACUCAACUUGCCUGUUUAUUACUUAUUCUAUUCAGUCUAGCAACACUCUUAGUAGCUAUGAGUUUACAAUAUGUACUGAAUAUACACUUGAAGAUAUCCAAUCAUCCGAGUGCCUCAUCAUCAAUCGAUUCAUCCUAUGAAGUGAAGUUGAGAAAUAAUGAAGACAAUAGUGACAGUUCGCUGUUUAUCGCAUCAACUGAUAAUGAUUAUGAUCAUUUUCGUGAAUAUCAUCCGUAA
Heterobilharzia americana is the source of this 2580-nucleotide messenger RNA. The record is from the annotation of a GenBank genome assembly. Lineage: Eukaryota; Metazoa; Platyhelminthes; Trematoda; Strigeidida; Schistosomatidae.